Molecule: messenger RNA, 1320 nt
Organism: Triplophysa rosa
Lineage: Eukaryota; Metazoa; Chordata; Actinopteri; Cypriniformes; Nemacheilidae
Gene: tmem253
Exons: 5
Coding region: 56-718 (220 amino acids)
Cellular component (GO): membrane
Source: RefSeq, a predicted model, not a curated record
AUCCAUUUGUUGCCAUGGUUACCUGUGAGGUCACUAUUUUGACGUUUUUGUUUAGAUGACUCAGAACAUGUUUCAGGAAGGACUCUAUCAGGUGUUCUUCAAGGAACGCCCCCAGACCCGCCCACUCACAGUCUCCACAUCUGCAGAGCUCAAGGAAGCCAGACUGGUCCGCUGGUUUGGGACUGUGGUCAACACACGUCUCCUCCUGGCUGGGGUUGUUCAGAUUUUUAGUGCAGUCUUCAGUGUUCUCUCCACCAUUUCUUACACGUGUUUGAGUUUCAGAUGCUCUGUGUCUAUGACUGCACCCGUCUGGUGUGCCCUGCUUUAUCUUGCCACUGGUUCACUUGCAAUCGACGUACAGAGGAAACCAAAAAAGAUCAAAGUCAUGUCUCUGAUGGGUCUGAACAUUCUCAGUCUGCUGUUUGGAAUCUCUUCUUUCAUCACCUACACAUUGAAGUCCACAGCACUUGGAGACGUCACUACUCAGCAGCGUAUAGGUGUGUAUGUGGUCAAGGGCAGCUGUAUUCUGUUCAUCCUCCAAUGUAUAUUGACAGCCAUAUAUACAAUCUUUCUUAUUUGGAGAGGUCUGAAGUGUUCCAGCGCCCCCUACAGACAAGACUACAGCAGAGUAAUGCAGGUACAUACAACAAUAACAUAUUUUCACAUACAUCAUCACACUGCAAAAUCUGUACUAUUACAAAUACAAAAGAAUAUCUGAUUUCUGUGUUAUAGAAUACAGAUGAAUUUACAGAUCCACUGCUGGAAAGUGAACACUGACACUUCUUGUGCGUGCAUUUGUUUGCGUGUGUGCAUGUUUGUGUGUGUGUGUUUAUGGCAUUCUAUAAUUGUUAUUUAAAUAUGUGAUGUAAGUGAUAUUGUAUUCUGUAAAUUUGCCAGUUGUAUAAGAAAUAUGUGAUAUUGCAAAUUCCUGAAUAGCUUGUACCCUACAACUGCAGCAGCAUAUGCUAGUAUGAUAUAGCCGGUAUCUGUACAUUCAUAGGGAUAAAGUUUAUAACAAUCAAAUUCACCCUCUAACAUGAUUAUUUUUAUAUUUAUGUACAAAACAGUGGUUUUGGAAUAAACAUUUGAUCUUUUUCCUUGUUUUACCCUGUAGAAUAACAUGUUUGGGUAGCACUUUACAUUAAGGUUCCCUUUAUGAAGCAUUUGUAAAUGUGUUACAAAUGCAUUAUAAAGCAGUUAUAACUGCAUGAAUAAAAAGGAUUCUAACGAAAUACCUUCCAAAUAGUGAGCCAGUUUUAACUCACGUGUCAUAAAUGCUUAAUAAAUGUGAAUACUUCACAGGCAUCCAGUUUUCUUUAA